CAAGGCAUAGCCCACUGUUCUUUCUCCCAUGCACUUGUCGUGCUCUCUCCCAACAUCACUUCUCAAGUUCUCCUCGGGGGCUUCCUUAUCUCUCUGUCCAUAACUUGUCUCAUAAACACUCCCCCGAUAUUCUCCCUCUCUCUAUCUCUCUCUCCUUACAAUUAAAACUUACACAUAUAUUAUCUAUAUAUAUAUAGCCACACCUCAAGUUCCUUCUCAUAAUAACUAGCUAGUAGUCAUUACUACCUGUUCUGACAAAGCCCACACUCUUCCUCAUUUGUCUCAGCUGGGAUUCCUGACUUUCUCUCUAUCUAGCCAUAAGCAUUACUUAGUCCUCUGAAUAUAUAUAUUCCAUAUCAAAUAUUUAUUACAACAUCAUGUCUAGCAGAAGAUCGCGUUCGAGGCAGUCGGGUGUUUCAAUGAAUAACAAUAUCACUGAUGAUCAGAUCACCGAUCUUGUUUCGAAGUUACAACGCCUUAUUCCUGAGAUUCGCAACAGACGCUCCGACAAGGUGUCGGCUUCAAAUGUGUUGCAGGAGACUUGCAACUAUAUAAGAAAUUUACACAGAGAGGUAGACGACCUGAGUGAUCGCUUAUCGGAGCUCCUGGCGACCACAGACAACGACAGUGCUCAAGCUGCCAUAAUUAGAAGUUUACUUAUGUAAUAUCGUCACUUUUAGUAGUACUGUACUAGUACACAAUAUUUAUAUAUCUAUCUAUCUAUAUAUAUAAAUAUGUUUCUGCUUCUACUUCUACUUCUAUCUUCUCUCUUCUUUUUUUUUUCAAUUUAUAUAUAUAUGUACUCUAGCUAGGGCUUGGGUGGGUAGGCCACGAGAAUGGUUUAGUCUUAGAUAUAUGGUAAGACUCCAUGGACAUGCCUUUUCAAAGACCUACUGUAGUAAAAUAUAAUAAUAAUAAUAAUAAUGACAUUUUUUAUUUUAAUUCAUAAGUAAAAGGGUACGUACAAUCGAUCUUCUCGAUCAA
Messenger RNA from Humulus lupulus (European hop), 984 nucleotides. RefSeq names its product transcription factor PRE6. The record is from RefSeq and is a predicted model, not a curated record. NCBI's taxonomy places the organism in Eukaryota, Viridiplantae, Streptophyta, Magnoliopsida, Rosales, Cannabaceae. Gene Ontology annotation, molecular function: protein dimerization activity. The transcript is spliced from 2 exons. Bases 378 to 665 code for a protein of 95 amino acids. Gene Ontology annotation, biological process: regulation of growth; regulation of DNA-templated transcription.